UGAUGCGGCACACGCUGCUGCUGCUGGAGGAGGGACCUAUACAGCAGCAGCAGCCGGUGGUGGUACCCGGGGAGCAGCAGCAGCAGCAGAGCCGGUUACACAACCUCCCACACUCACUGCCUGAUGGCCGGCUACCGGGCCCAUCGUAUGCAUAUAUGCAGUGUGAGCUGUACAUACACGCAGUGCUCUGCCAGCUGAGGAGCCCAGCUACAGUGAUGACACGGCCAUAGUACCCUGGCAGCUCUGCACAAUACAGACUGUGACACCAGCAUCACCAGCAGACAUGAAGAUCUGGAGCUCCGAGCAUGUCUUCAGUCAUCCAUGGGAUACAGUUAUUAAGGCUGCCAUGAGGAAAUACCCUAAUCCCAUGAAUCCUUGUGUAGUAGGGGUUGAUGUUGUUGACCGGAAUCUGGAUACCCAAGGAAGACUACAUAGCCAUCGCCUCCUCAGCACGGAGUGGCGGCUGCCGAGCAUUGUGAGGGCAAUUCUUGGGACCAGCAGAACGCUGACAUACAUUAAGGAACAUUCAGUAGUGGAUCCAAUAGAGAAGAAAAUGGUUUUAUGUUCAACAAAUAUUUCACUCACAAAUUUGGUGUCUGUUGAUGAAAGGUUGGUUUACACUCCUCACCAUGAAAAUCCAGACGAGACAGUACUGAUCCAAGAAGCCAUAAUUACAGUUAAAGGCGUCAGCCUAAGCAGCUACUUGGAAGGAUUAAUGGCUAACACAAUUUCAUCGAAUGCUAGGAAGGGGUGGGAUGCAAUUGAAUGGAUCAUUCAAAAUUCUGAGAGCACAGUAAGCUGACAGUGUCUGCCUCUGAUGUUUAUACUAACUAGAGAUUACACAGAGCACCACAAGGAGGAAGACGCAUGGAAAUAGCUUCUACAAAAGGAACAUAUCUUAUAUAUGACCAACAUUUUGUAACAACCACUUCAUUUGUCUUAUUUAAAAAUAUUUUUGGUUAAUAUUUUGUACAUUUUUUUUAACAGACCAUUAUUUGCAAUAAAUGAGUAGUAAUGUGUACUGAA
Pseudophryne corroboree (corroboree frog) is the source of this 1026-nucleotide messenger RNA. RefSeq names its product PRELI domain containing 3A (gene PRELID3A). Gene Ontology annotation, molecular function: phosphatidic acid transfer activity. Gene Ontology annotation, cellular component: mitochondrial intermembrane space. Lineage: Eukaryota; Metazoa; Chordata; Amphibia; Anura; Myobatrachidae. Gene Ontology annotation, biological process: phospholipid transport. The coding region runs from base 284 to 802 and encodes 172 amino acids. The record is from RefSeq and is a predicted model, not a curated record. The transcript is spliced from 7 exons.